This is a messenger RNA of Hibiscus syriacus, 675 nucleotides long. RefSeq lists its product as uncharacterized. Lineage: Eukaryota; Viridiplantae; Streptophyta; Magnoliopsida; Malvales; Malvaceae. The transcript is spliced from 2 exons. Bases 1 to 675 code for a protein of 224 amino acids. The record is from RefSeq and is a predicted model, not a curated record.
AUGACGGUAGUCGUUAAGCUUCUAGGCAGAUAUAACUCGCUUCGUAGCAAGCUGUAUGAUCUUUGGAAAUCCAAACCCCAAUCUGACUUCUUGAACGCCAUCUCAGUUGGUCCUUGGACAAUUUUCGGCAACUAUCUCACCGUUGAGACUUGGUCCAUCGAAUUUUCCACUACACAACCAUAUCCUCAGAAAGCUGGUGCUUGGAUACAUCUUUCGGGAUUGCCUGUCACGCUUUAUAAGCGUGGCAUCAUCAAUGAGAUGGGCGAAUGCAUGAGACUUGUAGUUCGCAUGGACUAUCGAAAUGAUAGUGGGAGGCAGGGACGUUUUGCUCGCAUGGCAGUUACGAUUGACUUGCAUAAACCCCUUGUUUCCAAGCUCCUAAUUAGUGGAAAUAUUCAGAUUGUAGAGUAUGAAUCGCUCCCGAGAAUAUGUUUUUCCUAUGGAAAGUAUGGACACGUUCAAGAUCAUUGCCCAGACCUAGCUCCUAAAGUUGACACCGCUCCUACUGCUGACCAACCAAGCGCUGACCAACCCCCCUUGGAUUCAUCUGCACCAUUUGGGCCUUGGAUGGUCGUUGAGCGCAGGCAGCGACGCUCGAUAAAGAAACAAUCAGAAGCUACUGUUCCCACCGAUAACAUCAUCAUUGUUGCAUCCAAAUUCAAACCAAUUUUUUAG